AGAAAUAUAGAAGAGUAUGGAAUUAGUAAAAACAUUGUACUAAGUAUGACAUUAUGCAAAUUCAUGCUAAAAGAGUAUAUUUUUGUUGAAACUGAAUUUUCAUGCUAUUCUGAUAAACCUUCUAAUCCACUUUAGAAAGCAUCAUAUAAGUCGCCAUGUAUCAUUUAAUGUAAGAGUUCCAUAAAUAUCACAUAUAGUCAAUUUAACAUCACAUGAACCUUCAUAUACAACAUUAUCAAAAAACUCUCCUAGGUAAGACUUGAAGAUACCACCCAUAAAACCACUUCAAUAGAAACCUAAGUGAUCCUUAAGACUACGAAAGAUCAGAUAUGUCAUUCCGACUCCACAAGUCAACAUUAAUUAACAAAGACAAUUAGAAGAACACAUAUGCAUUUAGAAACUUCACAUAAAUACCAUCCUCCAAGGCAGCCCCCAAGUUACACUUAGUGCAAUGUGAAAGUAGCAUCCCAUACUACUACUCCCACUAUAGUAUUAUUUAACAAUUCCCUUAGACUAGGCACAUCACACUCAUCAUUUACUUAACAUUAAUCAUAAAAGACAUAAUAUCGACAUACUUCAUUAAUCUUUGGCACAUAGUUAACAUGCUUCAUUUCAUAAUGUAUACACACAUCAUUGACAACAUAUAGUGACCUAUUCAUGCAUUUUUAUGUAAAUACACACUAAGACUCCCUCAAAAUUUCUACUUGUGCAAUGGAUAGAUAGCAUCCCACACCACCUACUCUAAGUAGUCGACCCUUCAGAAGACUUGGUUUAUAACAUUCAUUUGAGUCGAGUCUAUCUUUAACAGACAUAGACCAUGAGAGCAUAACAUAGAAUCCCGACAUUAACCCCUAACGGAUGAGGGAUCCUUACUAUCCUAAGGUAGGGUCAUAUUUUAGCCUUUACAUGGAUCUCAAAUAGCUAUACCUAUGCGGGUGCAUAGUUAAGGAAUAAAGAGAUUGCUUCUAAGCAACUCAUUCUCAACUAGCGAGGAGCACUCAUCUCAAGAAGUACAUUUGGAUACAACAUCUCUACUCAUGAAGUGUACAUUUUAAGCAGUAUCUAAUCACAAUAUAACACAAAGAAAACCAUAUUUAUAAAAUUCUCUAAACAUCUUCAUCAAACCCAAAUCAUAAGUCAAAAGUUGAGAAUUUGCAUGAGUAUGGGUUGUAAUACCUCUAAAAUGACUUAGGUAAAUCUAGAUCCUAACAUAUUUUUCAUGAGAGUCUAAGGUCAUAAAAUGGUCUAUAAUGUGGUAAUUACAAUUUUUAUAAAAUAUAUAGGUGAAUUAGAAGUCAAACAUCAAGGGAUGACAAAGACUUUCGACGACUACUGACUAAUGUGCCUCAUGUAUGGUUAUAUGCCUAUAUGUGCGUUUCAUGAGAUUAUGAGGUCCUUAUAUGAGUUAUUAUAGUUUUUAUAGGCAGUGUGUCAAGUUUCAUAAAGUUUUGAGGUCAAAUGUCCAAGAACAUCCAUGACGUUCGAAAGGUUUGCCUUGAAAGGGUCUUGUGUGUCUUGGCAUGUUUCAUCGACUUUUACGUGUUCAUUUUGGAUGAAAUUUAUGUGGUAGGUCGUAAACUCGCAUAUGAUCAUUUUUGGAUUGGAAACGUCCAGGUGAAAAUCCCCUAGGACAAACAAGGGUCCUUAAGGAAGAACCUAUCUUUGAGCCAAAGGAUGUCAAGACCAGCCCCAAUCGACUCAGGCAAUCAACGACGUGUAGGUUGUUUGACACCCCGUCGUUGAUGGACGUUUGUUAGGACUUAUAAGUGGGGAAUAUGUCCAUACAAGGACCACUCUCACACCCAAACCAUGAACCAGCAGGACAAUCCCGUCUAUAGACUAGUCUUUGAUGGGCCUGCAAUUUCGUAGGUUCACUGUUAAGUUGGAGGGUGAAUUGGUAAAUUCACCCAUCAUCCAAAUAAGAUUUUGUGCGGUUACUUAGGGGUAUUUUAGGUAGUUUAAGUGGCUUUAUAAGUGCUAAAUACCUACAUGAAUUGAUUCUUCCAAAUUAAAACCCCAAAAUGUCUAAAAAAAUUUCUAGAACUCCAUUGAAGCCAAAACUGAAGGAAGAGCUUGGAUUGGAUAUUUGAGUGGUGAUUCUUCAUAAAUGUCUUGUAUUAAAAUCAUCUAGGCCAACGACCCAUACAUGGUUCGUCAAAUAUUGCCCAGAAGUAGCAACUUCUGUAAUUCCCCGAUGGUUGUACGAGUGGUGGAGCUACUUCGGAGGUAACAAACUGGUUAUGCCUAGACAGUUUGAAGAGAGAUACUCCCAAUUCCAAAUUGAUGAGGGCAUCUCGACCCUUCCAGAAAACAUAAAGCUCUGUAAGUUUUUCAUUAAAAAACGUUAAUCCGAUAUCAUUAGUUGGACGUUUGUUAUUGCAGAGUUUGAAAGAAUUAAAUAUCUCUCCAAAGAGAUAGGAAUAAUGGGCUGGUCUCCUGCUAGAAAGGAAUCUCCAUCGACUUCUACAAACAAAACACAAAGAUGAAGUUUCACCUUCCAAGAGUGAAUUGAAAAAACGUCUUGAAAAGGUAUUAUCUGAAUUAGAUGAUGAAAAGGGUAAUCCAGAUGAAGCUGCUAUCAUGCAUCUUCUAGAUGAAGCUUCAUCACAAAGUGAUGACAAUGGCGAUAUGAUGUAUUCAAGAGCUCUUGCACAGUAUUAUCUUAAUACGUUUGAUUAAUCCUAAUUGAGCUUAUUAAAAAGUGGAAUAAUUAGCCUUCAGACAGAGAUCAAAGAUUGGAAUUGUCUAAGAAGGGGUAAAAGAGUCUCAAAGAGACAGAAUAUUCACUGAUUAAUCAUAUGGAACCUAGAGGGACCCACCACUAUAAAAGAAGAUGCUUUCCCUACCGAAAGUUGUUUGGACUAUCCGGAAAAGAAGAAAAGCAAGGUCCCCACUAAUAUUAUCGCCAGACAAAGAAAUCUGGAUUCACCAAUUGAAAGAAGAAAAAUACAUUCUUUCUUAUCUCAUCAAUCUUUUAGCCUAUAUAAAGGCCAGUUGUAAGUCUCCUAGAUCAUGUUAAAUACUUUACUUCUUGUUAUCGUAUUUAAUUCUGCAAAUUUUUUGUAUCAAAGCCAUGUUGCUUGUAAGCAUGCGUAGCUAAUUUCCCUACUUAAACUACUUUGAAUGCUUCUAGAUUAGGUUAUACAUUUGAAUACAGUUAUUAUGUUUAUAUUAUCUCUUUAUCAUACAUAUUAAAUUCUAACUUGAGGUUUUGAAUGACUGUUGAAAUGAGGUUGUCAAGUAAUGUUGACUUUUAAUAGAGUAGCCAGAAAGGGAUAUCGUUUUAAGACCAGAGAGGCUAGCUUGAUCCAAGGCGUUUCUAUUACCAAUACCUUUCAAUGAUUUCAAGUAAAAUCCAAUAUAGUUGAGUUUUAUUAUGUCAUGACAACAGAUUAAUUAAAACCAUGAUUCUUCUAUUCUCAUAUAUUCUUAAUUUUGAUUUAUUCAUUGUAAAAUAGCUUCUAUAGGACAGUAUCUUUUACAAUGAAUUCUUCUAAUUUGGUUAAUUCUGUUAAUGUUUCUAUCUCUAAAAUAGAAAAUGAUUUGCAAAAUUGGGACAUCCCUUGAGAGUCCGUAGAAAAGAUUUAUCAGUUAGGUACCUUCUCUAUGUUCAAACGUUUUAAUAUAAAAACUUGUGAACAAACUAUUACUAUUAACAAUAGCCUUGAAACUAUUAAGUUGUUAAUUGUUGCCAACUUAGAUCGUUUUAAAAAGGAAUUUAAUUUUCUUCAUAUUGGUCUUGUUCAGAUUGCUCUUAAGCCUUCGUUCCGAAAAGGAUUAAAUAUUCCUAUAUGUUUACUCUUGCGUGAUGGUAGACUGCUAAACUUUGAUGACUCCCUGUUAAGAGUCUUAGAAAGCAACCUAGCUGAUGGCCUGGUUUACUUUAACUGUUAUCCCAACUAUUCAAUUGAUAUCAAUGACCCCAACAUCAUUGAUACUUUGACGCUCAACGUCAAAACCAAAAACAUGAAUAGUAAGUUAGACACCAGAGAAAUAGCUGUAAUAUACAGGGUAUAUUACAAGCUAAUGAAAACCACAAUAGCCCAAAGGCUAUUAAGGUUAGUGCUAGGGGUUUUACUAUGCUCAUGGAAGCAAACCAAGAACAUAGCACUACUUUCGUUCCCAGGUUAUUAAAAUGGAAUGACAUUCUUACUGAUGAAGAAUGGAAUUUCCAAUCAAUAACAAACCCUUUACCCGUCCAAGCUGAAAAGUCUCAACUUGACCGAGUAAUUCAGUUUCCAGAUGGAUCUGUUAACCUUAAGUUUCUAAGAUCCAACUCUUUUAGCCGGGCUACUUCAAGUAGAAGAAUGUCUUCGGCCAGACCUUCUUCCUUUUUCUGGGUAGAGGAAGAACACGACGAUUCUAUUUCCAUUGAUGGACCCAUUUAUGUUGAUAAAGGAAACUUCACGGGGUUGACUUCUCCCAAAAUAUCCCUAAGGCUUCCUACGAAAAUGCUGGUAGUCCUACUCCCAGUGACAUGAAACCUGAUGAACCUAAGAUAAGUUCCCUUGGAGUCAUUACAGAAGGAAAUUUUAUCCCUAAUAAAGAGCUUCUCAAUCAAUGGUGGAAACUCCCUGAGCACAAGCAGAAGGUUGAAUGGUAUAAAGCUACCUACCCUUUGUCCAAAAGAAAUUCCUUUAGAGACAACUGAUAUAAAGAUAUGAAGAGAUUCGAAACUAAAGUAGAAUUCUUCAAAUGGUUUGAGCUCUCAUGACAAAUUGAUGAUACCAAAUCAUCCCUUCAAGUCCUUGUCAACAAAUGGCAUACUAGGAAUGAAGUAGUUGAAAGUGUUACCCCUCCAAUAGAAGGGCUAAAAAUCCCUUACCGAAAGGACAUUAUUAUCGCCUCUCCUUUCAAGAAAAACAUUGAGAAAAGUACUUCCCUGAUUAAUACAGAGGACAUUAACCGAAUUUCGGAGCAGAACAAUUAUACCAACCAAAUUCUCCAUGUCGUAUCAAGACAAAUAGAAGAAUCUACCAAAUAGAAAGAUUCUAGUCAAAUAGGUGAAAAACCUAGCUCCUCCAAAUCUUUUAGAAAAAUGGAAACCGUCCCCAUCUUCAAGGUCCCUGAGUUUUCCAAAGAUAAUUUUCCCGACUUAAGCAAAGAAGCUAAUAAUUCAAGCCUUAUUGAGAAAAUCAGAAACUACUCUCUAAGCUUAAUGUCACCAAAGGAAAUAAGCUCAGCGCUAUCCAGUCUGAUAAUAGAUUCCCAAUAGGAGAAACUUUUAUCCUAGACCUUCCUUUCUUGAUACCCAGUUUGAAGAAAGUCAUCUUCACCCUUACUCGCAUGUCGACGAAACCGGCAUAUCUGAGUGUAACAUUGAUGGUAUGGCAGAAGGUCAAAUUUAUAGCAAGUUGCAGGAAAUAGAAAUUUCUGUAACAUCUUAUAAAUUAAGAGGUGCUUCUGACAAACAAGCUACCCAUAGGGUCAUAGCAGGUUUCACUGGAACACUAAAGAACUGGUGGGACAAUUAUUUGACAGAACAGGAUAAAGGCACCAUCCUCAACGCUAUGGUUGUAAAAACCAUCGUUAAAGAAGAAAAUGGAGCCUCCACCUCAACUGAAGUCCGUGUUGAAGAUUCAUUUCCCACCUUGGUAUAUAGCAUCGCUAAGCAUUUCAUUAAAGAACCUAGACUUUUCCAAGAUAGAAGUCUUGAGAUUCUUAACAAUCUAUACUGUAAGAAGCUUACAGAUUGGAAGUGGUAUAAAGACAUGUUUAUAACAAAAGUUAUGAUUAGACAAGAUUGUAACAAUGAUUAUUGGAAAGAACAUUUUAUCAGUGGACUACCCUCACACUUUGCUGAAAAGGUGAGAUCUAAGAUCAAAGACAGAUGUGAAGGAAAAAUUCCUUACAACCUUUUGUCUUAUGGUGAUUUAAUCACCGUCUUAACCAUAGUUGCCAUGGAGUUAUGUACAGAUCUUAAGUUAAAGGAACAACUUAACAGAGAUAAAAGAAUGACAUCUGCGGAAUUAGGAAGCUUUUGUCAAGACUUUGGAUUUCCAUCCUUAAAACCCCCUUCAGCAAACAAAGCUGAUAAAAAUACUCGUCAAAGAAACCAAAAGGUCUAUAAAAGAAAUGAGUCUACAAAGACCAAGGAUCACAAGCAUAAAAGAAAGUCUAAAGGAAAAACUUCAAAAGAUUCUUCUUCAGAAGACACAUGCUGGACAUGUGGAAAGAAAGGACAUAGAUCAAACCUAUGCCCAAGAAAUAAGAAAAAGAAGAAAAAGAUUAGUGUUCUCAAAGUUGAUGAAGAAAUCAAAAACAAGCUCUUCUCCAUCCUUGAAGAAGAAGAAUCAGAAUCUGAUUUUGAGUGAAAAAACUCUCAGGAAUCUUCCGAAGAAAGUGAUCAAGAAUUCUUUAAUGUAGCUCAAAAUUCAGAAGAUGAAACAACUUGUGACUGUCACGGACCUUUUUGUCUCUGUGGCGCUAAGGAAAUAAACGUUCUCUCAGAAUAAUCUGCAGAAACUUUGUUCGAUACCAAUUUACAUAUUCAAGAUGAAGAUGCAAGAAGAAAGUAUCUCCUUGAAUUGCAAAAGCUGGUCACUAGACAUCAGCAAGAUGAAAAGCCUCACAUAGAACCUUUCAGUAUGAAACAGAUUAUGAGCAGAUUUGAUUCUAAGAAGGAAGAACCUUCUAUCAAUGAACUCAGAGGAGAAGUCAAAACUCUCAAAAACGAAAUUAGAGACAUUAAAUCUUGACUUCAUUUUCUAGAAAUUAAUGAUCUGGAUAACAAGGUCAUCGAGACCUCCUCCAAAGGCAAAGCUCCCAUGAAUUAUCCGGGAGAAACAACUGAUCAACAAGAUAGCGAUUAUGAUACAGCAGGAGUCACCAUGAUCACCAAAGUCAGACCCCAAAGCUCUCACAUUAUGAUAAGGCUUGUAGUGAAUGAUAACUUGGUUCUCAACAAGAUAGCUUUUUAGAUAGUGGAGCAGAUCGUAACUGUAGAGUAGAAGGUUUAAUUCCCACUAAGUACCUUUAGAAAGGUACCACCAGGUAAUAUAGUGCCACAGGUGAACGCAUUAUUAUUGAUUAUAAAUUGCAUAAUGCUCAUAUUUGUAAUAAUGGUAUUUCUUUGACAAAUGAUUUUGUUAUUACAAAAAAUAAUAACGAAGAAAUUAUUUUGGGAAUUCCUUUCAUUAGUCAGAUUAAACCUUUUAUCUCAAACUUUGAUGCUAUCAAAACUACUAUUUUAGGUAAAGAUAUUUCUUUCCCUUUUAUCAAAACUCUUUCCGAAGAUGAACGAAAUUUCAUUCACAAGAAAACUGCUUUUAAAUUGAACAAUUUAUAUCAGCAAAUCAGCUUUCUUAAAGAUGAUAUUAAAUAUCAAAAAAUUGAAGAAAUUUUAAAAACAUUGAAAAUGGUCACUAAGAUUUACAACCUAAAAAAGAUUUUCGAAAAAGAAAUUUGUUCUGAUUUUCCUAACUCCUUUUGGGAUAGAAAAUUCCAUACUGUUGAUCUUCCUUACAUUGAUGGAUUAAAUGAAAAAGCCAUUUCUACUAAAGCUAGGCCUAUUCAAAUGAAUCAUGAAUUAAUGGAAAUUUGUAAAAAAGAAAUUCACACUCUUUUGGCUAACAAAAUUAUUUGACCUUCUAAAUCUCCUUGGAGCUGUUCAGCCUUUUACGUUAACAAUGCAGCAGAAAAAGAGAGAGGAGCUCCCAGGUUAGUUAUUAAUUAUAAGCCCUUAAACAAAGCUUUGAAAUGGAUCAGAUAUCCGAUCCCCAAUAAAAGGGAUCUUUUGAAACGAACUUUAAAAGCUAAUGUUUAUAGUAAAUUUGAUAUGAAAUCAGGCUUUUGGCAAAUUCAAAUUUCUAAAAAGGAUAAAUAUAAAACUGCUUUCAAUGUCCCCUUUGGACAAUUUUAAUGGAAUGUUAAGCCUUUCGGGCUCAAGAAUGCUCCUUUCAAAUUUCAAAAUAUCAUGAACUCUAUUUUUAAUAAUAUCUGUCAAUUCUCAAUUGUUUAAAUUGAUAGCGUUUUAAUAUUCUCUGAGGACAUUGAUUCUCAUUUUAAACAUUUGAAUAUAUUCUUUAAAAUAGAUAAGCACAAUGGCUUUGUCGUUAGUGCUAAAAAGAUUUUAUUAUUUGAAACAAAAAUUAGAUUUUUGGGUCAUGACUUGUUUCAAGGAACCUAUAGACCUAUUUGCAGAGCUAUUGAAUUUGCUGAUAAAUUUCCUGAUGUUAUUAUUGAUAAAACUCAGUUACAACGAUUUUUAGGUAGUCUUAAUUAUGUUGCUGAUUUCAUUCCAAAAAUCAGACAGAUUUGCAAACCUUUGUAUGACAGGCUAAAGACUUCUCCUAGUCCUUGGACUAAGUCUCAAACUCAGGCUGUUAUUCAAAUUAAAGAACUUUUUAAAAAUCUUCCUUGCUUGGGGAUUUCUAACCCUAGUUAUUUUAUGGUAGUUGAAACUGACACAUCUGACUUUGGUUAUGGAGGCAUUCUUAAACAAAGAAGAGCCCCUAAAGAACCUGAACAACUGGUUAGGUUUACUUCUAGAAUUUGGAAUUCCGCGCAAAGUUAUUAUAGCACCGUAAAGAAAGAAGUUCUUGCUAUUGUUCUUUGCAUAACUAAGUUCCAAGAUGACUUGAUUAACAAAGAAUUUUUACAUAAGGUAGAUUGUAAAUCUGCUAAAGAAAUCCUUGAAAAGGAUGUUAAAAAUCUUGUCUCUAAACAGAUAUUUGCUAGGUGGCAAGCUUUAUUAUCUAGUUUUGAUUUUCAGAUCGAAUAUCUUAAGGGAGAAGAUAACUCCCUCCCAGAUUUUCUAACCCGAGAAUUUUUGCAGGGUAAGAAUGAGCCGAGGAAAGCAGCAGAUUAGACCAAACAAGCCUACUGGGCUAAACCCUGGAGCAGGACCAUUUGCUAUCAGGCCAGACCUGAGUCAAAUAAAUAUUCAGCAUUGGCCCAUUUCCCUCCAAUUAUUUUAUCAGCACUACCGCAAAGUAGUUCUUCAAAUAUGUUGAUUCUGAAGAAACCAUUCUCCAAGGAUCCUAAGCCCUGCUCUCAGUCACCUUCAGGAAAAUUUAGAUUUUCCCAAAAACAAACCAGUGACAGCUAUGCGAUGAAGCAACCCGAAAACUUCGCAGAAGCAGUCUCCUCAGCAUCCAAAAUAACUGCAGAAAAGAUUCUUUCCAAAGAGAAAGAAAAAUUUGAAGUAUAUCCUUUAAAUACAUUUCCUAUCCUUGCUAUUGAUAAGGAAUCCGAAAAUUUUCCAUCUAGAAAAUUAAAAAGAAAACCUCUCUCUUGUACAAUACUAGUUUGAAUGUUGGAAUAAAAUCAACUUUUAAUUUUGUAAGUCUCCUAGAUCUUGUUAAAUACUUUACUUCUUGUUAUCGUAUUUAAUUCCGAAAAUUUAUCACCAUAUAACUGGAUAACUGAUCACCUUCAAACUCCUAUGAAUUUUUCUAAAAGAUUUAACUCUCAGUCUUUUAAUUGGUUCGACUAUAAAAAUGCCUGGUUGAACUUUUCAUUUUUUAGGCCAACGACCCAUACAUGGUUCGUCAAAUAUUGCCCAGAAGUAGCAACUUGUGUAAUUCCCCAAUGGUUCUACGAGUGGUGGAGCUACUUCGGAGGUAACAAACUGGUUAUGCCUAGACAGUUUGAAGAGAGAUACUCCCAAUUCCAAACUGAUGAGGGCAUCUCGACCCUUCCAGAAAACAUAAAGCUCUGUAAGUUUUUCAUUAAAAGAUGUUUAUCCUAUAUCAUUAGUUGGACGUUUGUUAUUGCAAAGUUUGACAGAAUUAAAUAUCUCUCCAAAGAGAUACGAAUCAAGGGUUGGUGUCCGGCUAGAAAGGAAUCUCCAUCGACUUCUACAAAGAAAACACAAGACGAAGCUUCACCUUCCAAGAGUGAAUUGAAAAAACAUCUUGAAAAGGCAUUAUCUGAAUUAGAUGAUGAAAAGGGUAAUCCAGAUGAAGAAUCUAUCAUGCAACUUCAAGAUGAAGCUUCAUCACAAAGUGAUGACAAUGGCGAUAUGAUGUAUCCAAGAGCUCUAGCACAGUCUUAUCUUAACCCGUUUGAUUAAUCCUAAUUAAGAUUAUUAAAAAGUGGAAUAAUUAGCCUUCAGGCAGAGAUAAAAGAUCAGAAUUGUCUAAGAAGGGGUAAAAGAGUCUCAAAGAGACAGAAUUUUCACUGAUUAAUCAUAUGGACCCUAGAGGGACCCACCACUAUAAAAGAAGAUGCUUUCUCUACCGAAAGUUGUUUGGACUAUCCGGAAAAGAAGAAAAGCAAGGUACCCACUAACCUUAUCGCCAAACAAAGAAAUCUGGAUUCACCAAUUGAAAGAAGAAAAAUAGAUUCUUUCUUAUCUCAUGAAUCUUUUAGCCUAUAUAAAGGCCAUUUGGUAAAAAUGAGCCGAGGAAAGCAACAGAUUAGACCAAACAGGCCUACUGGGCUAAACCCUGGAGCAAGCCCAUUUGCAAUCAGGCCAGACCUGAGUCAAAAUAAAUAUUCAGCAUUGGCUCAUUUCCCUCCAAUUAUUCCAUCAGCACAACCGCAAAUUAGUUCUUCAAAUAUGUUGAUUCUGAAGAAACCAUUCUCCAAGGAUCCUGAGCCCAGCUCUCAGUCACCUUCAGGAAAACUUAGAUUUUCCCAAAAACAAACCAGUGGCAGCUAUGCAAUGAAACAACCCGAAAACUUCGCAGAAGUAGUCUCCUAAGCAUCCAAAAUGGCUGCAGAAAAGAUUCUUUCCAAAGAGAAAGAAAAAUUUGAAGUAUAUCCUUUAAAUACAUUUCCUAUCCUUGCUCUUGAUAAGGAAUUUGAAAAUUACGAAAUUAAAUAUCUGCUUAAACCUGUCUAAACUAACAGGAAUUAUGUAGAUAGUGGUAACUCUCUCAAAACCAAAAAAUAUUAUGAAUUCAUCUUGGUUGACACAGGAUCAGUUGAAAUA
Messenger RNA from Solanum lycopersicum (tomato), 10879 nucleotides. The record is from RefSeq and is a predicted model, not a curated record. NCBI's taxonomy places the organism in Eukaryota, Viridiplantae, Streptophyta, Magnoliopsida, Solanales, Solanaceae.